UUUACGAUAUUUUUUAAUUUUAACUCAAAAGAUUUUAUAUGAGAAUUAUAGAGAGUUCAUUUAAUUAUUUUACCGUAAUUAAUAGCUCACUAUUUGCAGGCGCGUAGGAAAGUCUAAUGUGUACGACGUACACACAUUCAGUAGAUUUCGUGCAUUAUACUUUUCAUAUUAAUAACUGAGUUAUGUAGAGAUAUGUCUGUUAUGGAACCAAAUGACGAUUUCGAUGUGACUAAUUUGCUACCUGAUGAUUGUUCUGAAAGUUCAGAGUUCCUAAGAAAUCAGCUGCCCAAAAAACAAAAAUUAAAACCUUGGUUAUUGGACCAAAUAAACAGUGGUAAAUACCCUGGUCUUGAUUGGAUUGAUAAAAGCAAUCAGAUAUUCAAAAUUCCAUGGAAACAUUUUGGGCGACCGGGAGAAUAUGAUUCUAACUAUGCAAUGUUGUUCCGUGCAUGGGCUGUACACACAAAUAGAUUUAAUGAAAGUAAACCAGAAGAUGUUUCAAGAUGGAAAACUAAUUUACGUUGUGCAUUAGAUAGGCAACCAGAAAUAAAAAGAGUUCCUGAUUAUGAAUUUGAAGAUGAACUUCCUUAUCGUGCUUACCAGUUUACAUUUUCAGAUAAAAAAGUUGCAUCUCCCACCAGUUUAACUAGCAAUACAACUUCUGGAUGUGAUUCUACAUGUAACAGUCCAGCAUCCCUAUUAGGUGUUGAUAUUGGUGGCAGUUAUAUAUCUAAUGAUAUGCACCCUAGUAACAGCAUUGAUGAUCUAAAUCUACAAGAAUUGUUAGAUGAAGGAAUAGGAUAUGAUAGUAGUGAUUUUCAAUCAUUAACAUUACCUGACAUGACAGCACCACUUCAAGAACAAUCUUUGCUUGUCAAACUUUUUUAUGGAGAACAGGAGUUUUAUCGAAAACUAGUAAAUAAUCCUAAUGGUUUAAGAAUCGCUUUUAAUCCUCCUACUCUUCUGCCAGAAAAUAUCAUUCCAGAGGAAACAUCUAAGUUACGUAGUAUAUUUGGUCCAGAAAAAGCAGAUCAGAUUUACUUUCCACCUAUCCCUAACGUAAUGAUAAUGAAAAUUUUAGAAAACAUGCCCCGUGGACUUGUUCUGCAAGAACGUGAUGGGUGUAUUUAUGCGACUCGACUCUGUCGGGCAAGAGUUUUUUACUCAAGCUUGAUUCCACCCACCCUUGGAACGAACCAGCUGCUGCGAGAACACACUACCUCCGUUUUUGACUAUACAGGCGACUUUCUUCCCAGGCUAAGUUUAUUUACUCAAGGAGGAGGAUCUAUGCCAACUGCCGAAAUAUAUUUUUCAUUUGGGCAAACGUGGUCACAAGACCGACCUUUAAAAAACAACUUUGUUUAUAUUAGCAUAACCCAUUGUUUGGCACAUCAACGUUUGUCAGAAAUUCAAAAUUUAGGAACUGAGAUUCAGGCUUCGGAACCUAACUCUAACGAUUUAAUUGCUCAGCAUUUUGCAGGCUUAAGUAUAUCCCAAAAUUUUUGAUUC
Messenger RNA from Hydra vulgaris (swiftwater hydra), 1509 nucleotides. Its product is annotated as interferon regulatory factor 5. NCBI's taxonomy places the organism in Eukaryota, Metazoa, Cnidaria, Hydrozoa, Anthoathecata, Hydridae. Gene Ontology annotation, cellular component: nucleus. The record is from RefSeq and is a predicted model, not a curated record. Gene Ontology annotation, biological process: immune system process; regulation of transcription by RNA polymerase II. Gene Ontology annotation, molecular function: DNA-binding transcription factor activity, RNA polymerase II-specific; protein binding; RNA polymerase II cis-regulatory region sequence-specific DNA binding.